GUUUUCUGCUAAACAAAAAUUACAUACAUUAAAGGACAAUGGAUAACAACAGCAGCAACAGCAGACCAGGCAAUACAAGUACUUUGGAGAAAUGGGGCUUCCCAUUGCAGGAGCUUUACCGUCUCGCGUUUACAUUCUACAAACAGAACUCGGGCAAGGCCAUACAUCUGUCCUACGAGGACAAUCUCAAGCUGAUCGCCUUCAAGCAACAGGCCGCGGUCGGACCGUUUAACGCCAACCAUGCGCCGGCUCUGGGCGUUCUGGACGUGAUCGGCCGCGACAGGCAGCAGCACUGGCAGCUGCUCGGCGACAUAACGCGCGAGCAGGCAAUGGAGGGCUUCAUCGAUCUGCUGGACACCAUGUGCAGUGCAUUUCGGCCGUACAUUGAGGCGGUGCGUCAGAAUCGCGAUGAGAACCUAAAGGCCGAGCUGCGUCGCAUGGAGCUGGAGAAGGAGGCGCGCCAGAAACGUGAACGCGAACAGCAGGAGCUGCUCGAGGAGGGCUACAAGGAGGAAUUGCAACGCCGUCAGCUGCAGGAUGCGCUCAACAAGCAGACAUAUCAGCAGUUUAAGCUGUACGCGGAAAAGCAGUUCCCCGGCAAUCCGGAGCAGCAGGCGGUGCUUAUACAUCAGCUGCAGCGGGAGCACUAUCAUCAGUAUAUGCAGCAGUUGCAUUUGCAGAGUCAUGGCCAGACGCACGCAGCGAAUCCCAAUCAGAAUCUGGAACAGCAGCAGACGCUCGACAAGGACAACGAUGUGCUGCUGCUAGCGGAGGCGGAACAGCAGGAACAGCAACAGCAGCAGAUGAACAACAACAAUAGCAACAGCUGUAGCCAUAAUACUGGCAGCGCCAAUCUGGCCCAGGCCAUGGAUGGACUGCAGCUAAACGAUAUCGAGAGUCAGUCGCAGACGGGCGAGCAGCCGGCACAGUCGGAGCAGCUGGCUGGCGAUGAGUAUGAUGAUUAUGUGAUGAUACGUCCGGCCAAGAUUUGGACGCGUCCCGAUAUCGAACAGUUCAAGACUGAAGUAUCCGCCGGCGAUGGCGAUGGUGUCAUUACCAUUGGACACGGCGAUACGGUAACGGUGCGCGUGCCCACGAAUAUGAACGGCAAGUGCAUCUUCUGGGAGUUUGCGACAGACAAUUACGACAUCGGUUUCGGCAUUUACUUUGAGUGGGCGAAGCCCGUUACCAACGAGGUGACGGUGCAUGUGAGCGACAGCGACGAGGAUGAGGAUUGCGUCGAUGAGGAUUAUCUAUCGACAACCGAGGAUUUGGAGUCCGGCUCCCUGUCGCAGGAUCGGCAUGCAUUGGCCGCACAAAAUGCGGCCGCCGCCGCCGCCACAAAGCCGCCCAUUUCCAUAAUUGUGCCAAUCUAUCGGCGCGAAUGCUACAACGAGGUCUACGUCGGCUCCCAUUCGUAUCCUGGCGAGGGCGUCUAUUUACUGAAAUUUGACAAUAGCUACAGCAUUUGGCGUUCGAAAACGCUUUAUUAUCGCGUCUAUUACGAGCGAUAAGGCCAAACUGGAUUACUUACAAGAGUGCAUAGACAUAUACAUAUACAUAUGUAUGUGUGUGUGUGUAUGUACAUGCAUAGUCCAAGAAACUAGACAUAUAUUCUAUGAAUUUCAGAAAUGCGUUGUGUGUGUGUGUGCGUGUGUGUGUGGUGUGGUGUGUUGUGUUGUGUUGUGGCUCGGCUCGGCUCGGCUCGUAUGCAGAAAUGUGCAUAUGCACAACAAUUUAGAAAACUUCACUUUUCCAUUUGCAA
Drosophila novamexicana is the source of this 1765-nucleotide messenger RNA. Its product is annotated as Golgi resident protein GCP60. Gene Ontology annotation, cellular component: Golgi membrane. The transcript has 4 exons. The record is from RefSeq and is a predicted model, not a curated record. Gene Ontology annotation, molecular function: fatty-acyl-CoA binding. Bases 39 to 1514 code for a protein of 491 amino acids. NCBI's taxonomy places the organism in Eukaryota, Metazoa, Arthropoda, Insecta, Diptera, Drosophilidae.